Messenger RNA from Dictyostelium discoideum AX4, 2634 nucleotides. It is a transcript of the gene ngap, whose product is annotated as RasGTPase-activating protein. The transcript is spliced from 2 exons. The coding region runs from base 1 to 2634 and encodes 877 amino acids. The record is from RefSeq and is a predicted model, not a curated record. Lineage: Eukaryota; Evosea; Eumycetozoa; Dictyosteliales; Dictyosteliaceae.
AUGAUGGAAUCAUUAACAGUAAACGAAAAUACUAUUAAUGAAUUUGAAAUUAAAAAUGAUAUUAUAAUAGAACAACAACAAAUACAAUCUAAAACAUCAAUACCAUUAUUAAAUAUAAAAGAUGGAAAUACUACAACUACAAACACAAUAAAUGAAAUAAAUAAUAAUAAUAAUAAUAUAGAGACAUCAACAAUGUCUAGAAAAUCAUUAAUGACACCAUCAGCAACAUAUGAAUCAUUAAUUAGACAACAAAAAACUAAAGAUUGUAAUUUAACAGUUAAAGUAUUUGAAGCAAGAAAUUUAAUAGAGGCAAGAUUAAGAAAGAGAGAGAUGGUAAAGAAUGGUAAAUCAUUUAAACGUGCACAAAAUUUACUUACAGAGAUAUCAUCACCAAAUUUAAUGACAUUUUCAGAUACAACCGAUCCCUAUUGUACAGUUCAAUUGGAGAAACAAAAACAACGUACACGUACAAUUCCAAAGAAAUUGAAUCCAUUUUGGUGUGAGGAGUUUCAAUUGGAAAUCAGUGAUCCAGCAUCAGCAAAAUUGGUAUUAUCAGUUAUGGAUGAAAAGAAGUAUUCAAACGAUGAGCAUAUAGGUAAAUUGGUGAUACCAAUCAAUACACUAAAGGAUCAAAAAGAGAGGGAGCUUUGGUUUCCUUUAACUCAACCACAGAGUUCGAAAAAAGUACCACAAAUUCAAAUAUUAUUUAACUUUAAACCAAUAUCAUUAACAGAUCCAUCACAACCUGGUCAUAUUCAAUGGAAAGUUUUAUUUGGUAGAAAUUUAUCACACUCAUUGGCAACUCCAUUGCCUUCAAUGUCUGCUGCUUCAAUGGGUGGCUCAACUAGCACUGAAAAUAUUUCAAACGUUUAUACAAAUACAACUCCAUUCAUUAAUUGGUCUGUACGUUCAAAAAAAGGUGAUAUAGUUAUUGACGAAGAAGGUAUUGCUUGGCAAGAUGCCUUAACUAAUGGUAUCACUAGAGAAUUAAAAGAUUCAAUUGAAUGUAUUACUUUUACACUUUGGAGAUAUGAACCAAAAACUUUUUCAGAUGAUGGUGAUAUUAGUGGUUUAAAAUCACCAAGAGGCACAAAUUCAAGUGCCAGUGGUAGUGGUUUCAUACCAUCAACCCCACCACCAUCAUCACAUCAAAAAUCUAAUGAUACUACCGCUACAACAACACCAUCAUCAACACCAUCAACACCAAUUUCACCAUCAUCACAAUCAAAUAAUAUUAAAACACCAGAUUCAAAGACAAGAUCAUCAUCAAAUGCAUCAACUAAUACACCACAAACAACACCAAAAUCAACUGGUACAUCAGGUGGACCAGCACCACCUGAAACAAUCAAUUUAAGUUCAUCUAUUAAUAGUACAAGUUCUUUAAUUAGUAAUGGUAGUAUAAAUGUAAUAGAUUCAUCAAAUAAUCUUCAUCAUCAUCAUAAUAAUGGUACAAAUAUUAUGAAUCCAUUAAAAGAUGGUUAUGAACAAUAUUUCAUUGGUCAAGGUAUUGUAUUAGCAUCUCAUAUUGAUAUAGAGAAACCAAAUGAUCAAUGGUUAUGUCUUUAUCCAAAACAAACAUUAGAUAAUAAAUUUGGUGAUAUUAGAUUAAAAUUAAAAUAUAGUGAAGAAGUAGUUUUACCAUUACAAAGUUAUCAACCAUUAUUGGAACUCUUACAACAAGAGAACCUUUAUACCAUUACAUUGUUAGGAAAGGUUACAAAACAUCGUGAAUCAGUAUCAAACAAUUUAAUUAGAGUAUUUGAAAAAACUGGAAAAUGUCUAUACCUUUUAAAAUCUUUAACCGAUCAUGAAAUUGAUUCAACCAAUAAUCCAGACAUUAUUUUCCGUGGUAAUUCACUUGCAACCAAGAGUGUAGACCUUUUCAUGAAAUUAAUUGGUAUACCAUAUCUCUCUCAAACCAUUGGACCAUUGAUUAAAAAGAUUUACUCAUCAAAAAAGUCUUGUGAAAUUGAUCCAACCAAAUUGGAGAAGGGUGAGGAUAUUAAAAAGAAUUGUAAGAAUCUUUUAAGUUGGGUUAAAAAGAUGACUACUGCUAUCCUCUCUAGUGUAAAUAAUUGUCCUGGCCCAUUGAGAGAGGUAUUCAAAUCCAUUCAAGAUAAAGUGGUUCAACGUUAUCCAAAGGAUGAAAUCACACGUUAUACAGCCGUAAGUGGUUUCAUUUUCCUUCGUUUCUUUUGUCCUGCAAUUUUAGCUCCAAAACUUUUCGAUCUAAUGCCAGAUCAUCCAGGCAUUAAAACUACUCGUUCUCUCAUUCUUAUUGCAAAAACCUUACAAAAUUUGGCAAAUCAAGUAGAAUUUGGUGAAUACAAAGAAGACUUUAUGAAAGAUAUGAAUCGUUUCGUAAUUGAUAAUAUGGAAAAUAUGAAAUCAUUCAUUAAUACUCUUUCAACAGUUCCUGCUGAUUGUCCACCUGGUGCUUUACAAUCACCAAUCAUACUGGAAAAAGAAUUGGCUUGUCUAUAUCGUCAUUUAAUUAAACAACGUCAAGAUAUGGCUGAAGAAAUGGAGUCAACUGAAUCUGAACCAAAAACUCAACAAGAAAAAGAUUCUUUUGGAAAAUUAAUUAAAAUUUUAAAUUCUUUAGAUGAAGAUGUUCAACUUGCAAGUAAUUAA